This is a messenger RNA of Colletotrichum karsti, 2760 nucleotides long. Its product is annotated as chromosome segregation protein. The transcript has 4 exons. Bases 1 to 2760 code for a protein of 919 amino acids. Lineage: Eukaryota; Fungi; Ascomycota; Sordariomycetes; Glomerellales; Glomerellaceae. The record is from RefSeq and is a predicted model, not a curated record.
AUGGCAGCCUUCGAAGGCUUUGUGCCGGCCGAGUUCUUCACCUACGAGGGUCGCCUGGGGUCUUUCUCGGAGAACUAUCCAUUCCCGAAACGACGCGCAUCUGGGGCGACCAAAGGCGCAAAGAACCUGACCUGGCCGCACGCCAAUUACCUUUUCGCCGAAGACCUAGCUAAAGCCGGCUUCGUCUGGAAACCUUGGCCCGAUAACCCCGACAAUGUUGUGUGUUUUUUGUGCAAUAAAUCUCUUGAUGGCUGGGAAGAAGGAGACAACGCGCUUGUGGAGCAUAUUAAGCACUCUCCCAGCUGCGGAUGGGCCAUUGUCGCAGGCAUUGAAGCGAACGUUGGUGAUCUGGCGGCGGAGGACCCCUCAAGCACCCGUAUGAUUGCCGCCAGGAAGGCGACUUUCGGUGGCCGCUGGCCCCAUGAGAACAAGAGAGGUUGGAAAUGCAAGACGAAACAGCUGGCUGAGGCGGGGUGGAAGUACACGCCUUCCCUGGAAUAUAAUGACAUGGCGACGUGCACCUACUGCGAACUCGCUCUGGACGGAUGGGAACAGGGUGAUAAACCUAUGGACGAACACCGCAACCGAUCCCCAGAGUGCCCGUUCUUUGCUUUGAAAGAUCAGUACAGCGCGACCAAAAAGACCAAGGGCAAGGCAGCUAGGGGCUCCAAGGCCACUAAUUCGAGGUUAUCUGUACAAUCGGUUGCCACUGCAGCAUCAGACAUUACGUCGAUCGCCGACGCCACCGCAGAGGUUGACGACAGUGUUCUGACCACGGCAUCAAUGGCUAGCAAGAAGGGCACCCGCGCCAAGAAGGCUCCGGCAACGAAGGGCAGGAAGACAAAGGCCAAGAAGGAUGAGCCUGUCGAGGUUGUCGAGACCGAGAUGAUGGAAGACGAAGAAGUACUGCCACCGCCAUCUAAGCCUGCUCGUGGCCGCAAGCGCCCGAGUGAUGAGGUAGACGACUCAGCCCUCACCGUGUCGGAAGCACCCGCCCCCAAGAAACGUACAGCCCGCGCCCGCGCAAAGGGUGCCGCUGACAGCUCCGUCAUCGAACAAUCGCAACAAGACAUCAGCAUUGCCGACGCCCAGCCACCAGCAAAGGCCCCCAAGGGUCGCAAGACCGCCCGUGCUUCUGGCACCAAGGGAACACGGAAAGCAUCAGGUACAUCUCUGAGGUCUACUGCUUCGACUGCCUCUAUGCGAGCUGCACCGGGCGCGUUCCCCGAGGACGAGGACGAGAUUCAACGCCAGUUGGAGGCAGACUUGGAACGCCCGUUGACAGACGACGAAGACAUCAUGCAGGACUCCGAUUCUGAACGAAAGAAAGCUCCCGUGGAGAAGCCCAAGACAAAGAAGACGCGUGUCCGCCAGGAUGAAGCCGCCAGCCCCGAGCAUGCAGACAGCCAAAUGUUCGACGCUGAGCCUUACGUUGCAAACGAUGAGGACGUCGAUGAAGAGUUUAAGCAACUGGAAGCUGAGAUGACGAUCGACGAGCCUGAAGUUCUCGAAGUGCCGAAGAAGGGACGUAAGGCUGCCGGCACCCGCAAAGUGUCGAAGCAGACGAAAGCUCAAAAGGCCAAGUUUGAAAAGGCCCCGGAAGAAGAAGAGGAAGACGAGUUGUCGAUGACCGUCGAGCCUCCUGCGCCGGCUGAGCCGACUCAAGCAGAAAAGCCGGUCGACAUGGAAGAAGACGAGAUCAGCACCGCCACUGUUAUCACGACGACGAGCAAGACCGCCCGUACGAGUACUGGCAAAAAGCGUGGCCGCCCGUCCAAGAAGUCCUUGGAGGCCCGUGCUUCCCUGGAAGCUAGCAAGACAGAAGAGGUUGACAUGGUGGAGAUGGAGAAAGCCAGGGCCGAUCCAGAGCCGGUUGCUGAGCCUGAAGUCGAGCAUGAGGAGCUCGUUGAGCCGGAACCCGAGGCUGACGCCGAACCCCAACCACAACCCGAAGCCGCAGUAGAGGUCGAGGUCGAGGAAGAAGCAGAGGAAGACGAGGAGGAGGUCGAUGAGGCUGACGAGGUCGACGAGGUCUCCGCUAGUCAGUCAUUCACAUCCGCUCGCCAGACACCAGCACCUGCCCAGCCUGAAGAGAAAUCCGAUGGUCCGCAGGAACCUGAGGACGACCACGAAGAAACUGAAGCAGAAGAAGAGGAGCCAGAAGAGGAGCCGGAACCACAGGCCGAGCCUACUCCUGAAAAGCCAAAGUCAAAGAAGACCAGCAUUCCUCUGGCAACAUCUUCACCAGUAGUCGCUGCGCCUGCGCGCCGCAGUCUGCGACAACAAUCUGGCACUCCACGAAUCUCCCCUGCACAGUCGGCUCGCCAGGCGGCAGUAUCGCCAUCCCCAUCCCCCCAAUCUUCGGAUGCUGAGAACCAGCCUCCUUCCUCAAGAUCGGCGACCGCAAAGAAGCGUGUCACGCAUGCAGUCCCCUCAUCCACGCCGGUCCGACCCAGCUCGCCGACCAAGCGUAAGGUGUUGGCUAGCCUCCAGAGCACAACGCCCUGGAACCCGGUCGACAUCGACCUCAUCUUCGGCUCGCCGGAGAAAUCAGACAAGAGGAAUGCUGUCGACAGGCUGUUGCACAAGGGGACAGAGCUCACAAGCCCCGAAAAGAGGAUGACGGUCGAGGAGUGGAUCCACUUCAACGCGAACCAGGCGGAAGAGAGGCUGCGCCAGGAGUGCGAGGCAAUGGUCAGCAAGUUUGAAAACGAGGGCACCAAGGCGAUGAAUGUUUUGGAGGGUCUGAUUGUGGAGUAA